Molecule: messenger RNA, 2495 nt
Organism: Anastrepha obliqua
Lineage: Eukaryota; Metazoa; Arthropoda; Insecta; Diptera; Tephritidae
Product: bifunctional lysine-specific demethylase and histidyl-hydroxylase NO66-like
Exons: 3
Coding region: 148-2484 (778 amino acids)
Cellular component (GO): nucleolus
Molecular function (GO): histone H3K36 demethylase activity; histone H3K4 demethylase activity
Source: RefSeq, a predicted model, not a curated record
CGAAGUCGUAAUGUGUAUAGCGUUUUUCUAUUUUUGUACUCGCACAAACUUGCCAACAAUUCUGAUUGAGAAGGGAAUCCAACGGUUCCUUUUUGUGUAUUAGAAUUCAGUUAAUUUCUUCGGGUUGUUAAGAAAGUGUUUAUCGAAAUGUCUGAACCAAAUUCAGCAUAUCAGGGAUUUGCUUCGAAGCGUGGUAAUAAAACCAAAAAUACUAAUAAGAAAGCUGAUAGCAGCAAAGCCAGUGUGAGCAAAAAUAGUGGUGUGAAAUACAAAACUUUGGAGAAGAAUAAACCAAAGGUCUCGCCCAAAAAUCAAGUUAAUUCAAGAUCCAGCAAGGCAACCAAAGAAAAGGGUGCGCCUGUGAAGUCUAAAGGUGCUACCAAAAAUGCAGCAACUGAAGUUGAAACGACUAAAGCCAAAGGCGCUCAUAAGAAAGUAGCAAACAAACCUGAGACUGCGAAGAAACAACAAAGAGGUCAUCGUGCGGUUACUAACGGUAAUACAAAGUUCAACGGCAUUAAAGAGAACGAGAUCGAUGCUUUGGUGGAGCAGCUCUUGGGCGACUCAUCUUCACAUCCUAAAAAGCUGUCUAAAGCACAACAGAAAAAGAAGCAAGAAUUGGAGGAUUAUUUGGUACGACAGCUAGAGAAAGAUGAUGAAGAGAGAGAUAACGAAAAUAUUAGCGAGGAAGAUGAAUCUGAGUCUGACAUGGAGGAAUAUUGUAGUACUUGCGAGGAUAAUUCCGACGAGUAUACGAUCAAUAGUUACACCGAGGAGGAAGGCGAAGAGGAAGAAUCUAGUGUCAACGAUGAAUACUCCAGCGAAUCGGAUGAGCAUAAUAAACCAGUUGCCACAUCCACCAAAAAUACCGCUGCGCUUAAGCGUGACACAUCUGCUAAAGCUGGUAAUGACGCUAAUGCUCAAAAAAAGGGGCGGAAAUCGGAAAAGUCAGUUGAUAACCUACCUGCUGCAACAGUAGUUGGAACUGACAAAAUCGUAAAACCAACAGAGAAACGGCGGCAAUCUGUAGACUUAGCUGGCGUUGUGUCUACAUCUACCCCGGAAAUUACGGUGAAAACAGUGAAUGCAAGCGCCGUUAAAAUAGAGCCACUUUCACCACCGAACAACAUUGUCAAGAUGAAUAGCAUAAAAGAGGGUGAAAAAUUAUUCAACUGGCUUCUAACUCCACUACCGAUAAAGGAAUUUUUCUCAAAAUAUUGGGAGUCGGGUCCCUGCCUAAUACAGCGCAAAGGAUGUAACUAUUAUUCACAUCUUAUAUCAUUUCAGGCUAUUGAUCAGAUGUUAUUAAAAAAUCAUGUAGAGUUUACAAAGAAUAUUGAUAUAACAUCUUAUGAAAAUGGUGAGCGUAAGAUGCUCAAUCCAGUAGGACGUGCCCUGCCGCCUGUCGUUUGGGAUCUUUAUGGGCAAGGCUGUAGUGUACGCCUGCCAAACCCGCACAUAUUUUUGCGAGAGCUGUAUCGCUUGAACACCACCUUGCAGGAGUACUUUCACUGUUUAGUUGGCGCCAAUGCCUAUCUCACACCGCCUAACAGCCAAGGUUUUGCGCCACACUACGACGAUAUAGAAGCUUUUGUACUGCAAAUUGAAGGACGCAAGCGCUGGCGCCUUUACAAGCCACGUACGCAGGCCGAACAACUGGCGCGUUUCUCAUCAAAGAAUUUUACCCAGCAGGAGAUCGGCCAGCCGAUAUUUGAAGAGGUGCUGGAACCUGGCGACAUGUUAUACUUUCCGCGUGGUACUAUCCAUCAGGCCUGCACCGAACCAGGCUAUCACUCAUUGCACAUCACACUUAGCAUGUAUCAAAAGCAAUCCUAUGCUGAUCUCUUCGAGUAUAUGAUGCCAUUGGUAUUGCAGCGCGCUAUCGAAACCAACAUUGAAAUGCGAUGCGGUUUGCCGCUUCACAUCUUCCAACAUGCUGGCGUUGCGUUCAGCGACAUUAAUACCAUGGAGCGCGCCGAACUGUUGCGCAAAGUCACUAAACUAAUGGGCCAGAGUUUGCACAGCGUACCAUUAGAUGAAAUAAUGGAUGCUGCUGUGGAUCAGCUCGCCAAAAAAUAUCAGAGUGAAGCGCUGCCGCCACACCUGUCGCCCGCUGAACACGAGCGAACCAUAUUCGGUUCGCAUAGUAUGACUAAUGAGCGCGGCGAAUGCUUGUGUGACUAUGAAAUCACUGAGCGCACUAAUGUUCGCCUGUUGCGAGCAAACAUAAUGCGAUUGGUGCAGGAGGAUAGCAAAGUGCGUAUAUACUAUUACUUGGACAACUCCAAAGAGUAUUGCGAAUAUAAUCGGAACUUUAUGGAAAUUGAAAUGGAAGAGGCGGCUAGUGUUGAACUGCUCAUACGCUCGUACCCAGAGUAUAUCGCUGUGUCGCAGCUGCCACUAGAAGAUGAAGAGCAUAAGGUGCAAAUGGUGACCGCGCUAUGGGAGCGUGGGCUGCUGAUGACCGAGAAGCCAUUUAAAUGAUGACAAAAGUG